AGGGUAGAAAAGAUUUCUUAGGUUGUGGGACAGUGAUGGUGUGACAGAUGUGGCAUAACUUUUAGUUUGAAAAGAACUAUGAUCUAGAUGGAAGAGAUGAAAAUAAACUAUUCCUUGAUGUUCUAUAGGCAGAAAAGAUGGAGCUAGAAAAUGGCACGAUGGUGAAAGAAUUCAUCCUUCUUGGUCUGACCCAGUCUCGAAAUAUUCAGCUCCUGGUCUUUGUGUUGAUCUUAAUUUUCUAUCUCAUCAUCCUUCCUGGAAAUUUCCUCAUCAUCCUCACCAUCAGAUCAGACCCUGGUCUCACAGCCCCCCUCUACUUCUUUCUGGGCAACUUGGCCUUCCUGGAUGCAUCCUACUCCUUCAUUGUGGCUCCCAGGAUGCUGGUGGACUUCCUCUCUGAGAAGAAGGUAAUCUCCUACAGGGGCUGCAUCAUUCAGCUCUUUUUCUUGCACUUCCUUGGAGGAGGGGAAGGGUUACUCCUUGUUGUGAUGGCCUUUGACCGCUAUAUCGCCAUCUGUCGGCCUUUACACUAUUCCACAGUCAUGAACCCUAGAGCCUGCUGUGCCUUGCUGUUGGCCCUGUGGCUUGGAGGCUUUGUCCACUCCAUUAUCCAGGUGGCCCUCAUCCUCCACUUGCCCUUCUGUGGCCCAAACCAACUGGAUAACUUCUUCUGUGAUGUGCCACAGGUCAUCAAGCUGGCCUGCACAGACACCUUCGUGGUGGAGCUUCUAAUGGUCUUCAACAGUGGCCUGCUCACCCUCCUGUGCUUCCUGGGGCUUUUGUCUUCCUAUGCAGUCAUCCUUUGCCAUGUACAUGGGUCUGCUUCUGAAGGGAAGAGCAAAGCACUGUCCACAUGCACCACUCAUAUCAUUAUUAUACUUCUCAUGUUUGGACCUGCCAUCUUCAUCUAUACUCGCCCCUUCAGGGCCUUCCCAGCAGACAAGGUAGUUUCCUUCUUCCACACAGUGAUCUUUCCAUUGAUGAAUCCUGUGAUUUAUACCCUUCGCAAUCAGGAAGUGAAAUCCUCCAUGAGGAGGUUACUGAGUCGGCAUGUUGUCUGCUGAAUAGAUUUUAUAAAAAGAAGUCAAGAAGAGGGAAUUCUUGCUAUAAAUCACACAUUCAUGAACAAAUACUAUUUCACUGAGUACCUCCCAUUUGUCAGGUACUAUUGUGGGCAAUGAGGGAGAGUUAUACAUAAUUAGGGAAUAAGCUUGGUAUGCCUAAAGAAUAUAAAACAAACACCUGAAUGGUUGGAACAUGAUGAAUACUUAUGAGAGAUUUAAGGGUUAAAUUUUAUGUGACUGUAAGAGUCAAAUCACUAAGGUCUGUUAGGCUGAGAUAAGGAAUUUUAUUUUAUUCUAAAUACUGUAAAAAAUACAUGUUAACAUUUUAAGCAAGAGAGUCGCUCAUCCACAGUUGUUUCUUCUGUGGUUUAGAGCAACAUCAGGAUUCUGGGCAGAGAUCAAUAAGUUGCAAAACUCCAUUAAGAGCUAAAUGCUAUUCUGCAGACUUGUUUUGAAAAAAUCUCUCUCUCCCCCUGCCCUCUUUCUCUGUAUAUGAUUCUCUCUAAUAUAUAUAUUUAUUUACCUUACCCCCCCAUUUGCUUAAUGGGUAUGAAAGGAAGGUAAUUGGUUUCAUAGAAAAAUGCAUGAAAUUAUUUCAUCUGACUUUUUCAGAGCUUCGUGAUUAUUACUAAUGGGUUUUUACAAAUCCUCCCUUUAUGUUA
Neofelis nebulosa (Clouded leopard) is the source of this 1726-nucleotide messenger RNA. Its product is annotated as olfactory receptor 4N4C. Gene Ontology annotation, cellular component: membrane. Bases 138 to 1064 code for a protein of 308 amino acids. Gene Ontology annotation, molecular function: G protein-coupled receptor activity; olfactory receptor activity. Gene Ontology annotation, biological process: G protein-coupled receptor signaling pathway. The transcript has a single exon. NCBI's taxonomy places the organism in Eukaryota, Metazoa, Chordata, Mammalia, Carnivora, Felidae. The record is from RefSeq and is a predicted model, not a curated record.